This is a messenger RNA of Stomoxys calcitrans (stable fly), 1881 nucleotides long. RefSeq names its product protein nanos (gene nanos). Gene Ontology annotation, biological process: negative regulation of translation; oogenesis. Gene Ontology annotation, molecular function: mRNA binding; zinc ion binding. The transcript has 4 exons. The record is from RefSeq and is a predicted model, not a curated record. Lineage: Eukaryota; Metazoa; Arthropoda; Insecta; Diptera; Muscidae. Bases 306 to 1427 code for a protein of 373 amino acids. Gene Ontology annotation, cellular component: perinuclear region of cytoplasm.
UGGUUAAAAGUGCAGUUAUAAUUUCCCAUUUAAAAAGAAUUUAGGCAAAUUAUUCACGAAUUCUUUGUAAGAGACGGGCGUACGACACUGAAUAAUAAUUAAAAUUGCAUUGUGUCAAGCUUCAAGAUUGUUCGAGUGGUGCGAUAGCAAAGAUUAAAGUUUUUAUUUGACAUAAAUUAAAUCAUUUGCAAUUUUCGCGUGAGGUUGUAAAGAAAGGCAGUGGUGUUGUGUAAAUGUCCAGUAGCAGAAAUCUAUAGAGGAAAGUAACGGAGAUUUUGUGGAAUUGAAAUUCUAGGAAUAAAAAUAUGUAUCGAAGCAGUCCUGAGACGAAAAAGCAACCCGAAAUGUUAAACAAUUUCUUUGGUUUAAAUAGCUUGCACAUGAAGUGCUUCCAAGAAAUGUACUUGGAUACGUGCAGCAAAUUGGUAGCAACCUCACCAAAUGUUUCUCCAACAUCCUCAAUGAUGGAUACUUCGUCGCUGGGCUCCUCUUCACUUUCAUCUCUAUCCCCCUCAUCAACGCCAAGUUUGACUCCACCUAGACAACAACAAUUGCCCAUAGGUAGUGGUGCUAUGGAAAGUGCACAACAACAGCAGGAUGAGAUAUCGAAAUCUUUGCAAAUGUUUGCUAUGUUAACAGCCUAUUCAAACGGAAAUGAAUCUCCUGUUGGUAUUGAAGUGCCCCAGCUGCCACAGUCUCCCGUUGAAGCUGUAAUGCAAGAUUUUGCAUGCAACGGUUAUAUUUGCGAUGAACUUAAUCGUUACCAUUUGGGUAUACAUUUGUCUAAUGCAGGAGCUGCUGCCGCUGCCGCUGCUGCAUGUAUGGGUCAUAAUGCAACAGCUGCACAUACUCCAAGCCUAUUGACGGCAGCUAUUAAUCAACAUCAUAGUGGCAUUAAUGCAACUACUAACACUUCCACACUUGCAUUAACUCCACAACAGAUUCAACAACUGCAGCAGCUUCAGCAGUUACAGCAACUUCAGCAACACAACAUUAAUCUGAAUUUUAACAAUAAUUUUUGGAAAAUGUUACCAACCCAAAUGCACCAACAAAAUAUUGUAUCUUCAGCUACCGCGGCAGCUGCUGCCAAUAUGGAUUACAAUUGUAAUCAAAACAAGAAGAUUCCAAAACGUUAUAAUGGACAAAAGAAUGAAAAAUAUACAUCAGCAAAACAUUGUGUUUUCUGCGAAAAUAACAAUGAGCCUGACGCUGUUGUUAAAUCUCACGCCGUGCGUGAUUCGUUGGGCAGAGUGCUUUGCCCAAAAUUACGAACUUAUAUAUGCCCAAUUUGCAAAGCAUCCGGUGAUAAGGCACAUACUGUUAAGUAUUGCCCCCAAAAACCCAUUAUUACAAUGGAAGAUGCCGUCAAUGCGGAAUCGUUCCGCCUAUCCAAAGGCACAUAUUACAAACAACAAAUGAAAGUUUAAAUUAUAAGAUAAACUACACUAAUCAAUAUCAAAUUGAUUACUGCGGAAAAAAAGGAAAUAUCAAUUUAAAUUUGAUAAAUUCUAUUUUUUUAGUAAACAAAACAAAAAAUGUUUUGAAAACUUUUCUAUACUGAAUUACGAUAGAAUAAAACGCUUGAUGCGUAUUCGUUAGACUUUACAUUGAAAAAAAAUCAUAAUAAUAAUAAAAAUUUGAUUACUUAGAUGUUUUAUAUGUAUAAUCUUUCAGUUGAACUAGCUGUUAAAUGUAUUAAAAUUUUAUUACAAUUUUUUUUUUAAUUUUUUAACAUAUCACGUAUUUAUCAAUCCAUAUGUAUUUCAUUACAAUGAAUUUUCUUUCAAUAUAUGUAAUAUGCAAUAUACUUUGCAUUAUAGUUGCUCUUGAUGAGUUUACGAUUUUCUUCCAAUUUGUUGAUCAAAAAGGGGAAUUCGAUAU